Molecule: messenger RNA, 2988 nt
Organism: Lingula anatina
Lineage: Eukaryota; Metazoa; Brachiopoda; Lingulata; Lingulida; Lingulidae
Product: hexosaminidase D
Biological process (GO): carbohydrate metabolic process
Molecular function (GO): hexosaminidase activity
Source: RefSeq, a predicted model, not a curated record
ACUUCCGUUGCACAAAAUGGCCCGCAGGAACACCCCAUUCUCCCAUUUUCACGAAGUACAGCCUACAGAUGACUGAUUCAACAAGAAAAAUGCUUCGUGGUCCAUUGAGGUUUGUCGUUAUCGGGGUAGCAUUGGCCAUAAUUAUUUAUGUGGUCCACUUUUAUUUACAAUGGUCUUCAGCAAAGGAUAGGAUCUUAGAUGUGAAACAGGAUGGAACAGUAGCAGGAUUCUCAAAAUUUUUAAAAUCUUCAAAAUCAGACAGUAAGUCAAGCCACUUUGAUAUAGAAAGUUUUGACAACAGUAACAGUUUUCAAAGAAAAGGCUUCAGUAAAGAUUUUGGACAAGGAGACGGACAACAUCCUUUUUUGAAAGUUGAAAACAAUGGUAGAAGAAGUGGUUUGUUCGGUCAGGGAAUUUUGCAACAGCAAAAUAAUUAUUUAACAAGCCUAAGCCCUUUAAGAAGUUCAGGCCCUUCUGAAACCAAACAUAUUCACUCUGAUGGGGCCAGUGAAAAUCAAAUCAAAGGACCUCUUCCUAUGGCAGAACAGCCCAGUCAGAGAAAGUCCAACCCUCCUAGGGAAAGGAAUGAAGUAGUUUUAAGUAAAGAACAAAGUAGCAUCAACACAGUGUCGGAUUUACUCCAACCACCAGAGGAAGGAUUAAAAAAUCUUUUUGACAAAAAACUUGUGUUAGUUCAUUUAGAUUUAAAAGGAGCACCACCAAAGUUAACUUACCUUAAGCAGAUAUUUCCACUAUUUAAGCAAUGGGGAGCAAAUGGACUACUUAUAGAGUAUGAAGAUACUUUUCCAUACUCUGGUGUCCUGUCAGAAAUACCAGCAGGUUAUGCAUACACCCCUGAAGACAUAAAGGAAAUACAAAAAUAUGCUGCUGGAAAUGGAUUGGUUGUGAUCCCUUUGAUACAGACUUUUGGUCACAUGGAGUUUGUAUUAAAGCACAAAAAGUUUAUGGAUCUGAGGGAAGUCUCCAACAUGCCCCUAGCAAUAUCUGCUUGCCAUUCCCAGGCAAUGCAGUUGAUCAAACUAAUGUUAUUUCAAGUGUUGACACUUCAUCCCAAUGCCUCCUAUCUACAUAUUGGCUCAGAUGAAGUGUAUCAUUUAGGUAUGGGAGAACAGUGCAGUAUGCAUAUGGUCAAAGAAAAGCUAACCAAAGCAGAUCUGUUUCUCAAACAUGCUGUAGAUGUUGCCACAAGUCUCAAAGAAAUGGCUCCCAAGGUUCAGCCCAUCAUGUGGGAUGAUAUGCUAAGGAAGAUUAAUACAACCACUCUCAAGAAAUACAAAUUGGCUGAAGUAGUGGAACCAAUGGUUUGGAACUAUGUCCCCCAUGUUGAGUCCAGGGUGACACCAGAUAUAUGGUCCAAGUAUGCAGAGGUAUUUAAGAAUGUAUGGAUUGCAAGUUCCUUCAAGGGUGCCACUGGUCCCCAUCAAUAUAUUACUGAUAUUAGCUACCACUUGAGAAACCACUUCAGCUGGAUGCAAGUUGUGAAGAAAUAUGUCCAGACAGGGCUCAAUCUUAAAGGUGUGGCUCUGACUGGAUGGCAACGCUUUGAUCAUUUUGGUGUUCUCUGUGAGCUUCUUCCAUCAGGGCUGCCAUCUUUAGCUGUCUGUCUCACAGCACUCAAGAAUGGUGGGUUUGGAGAAGAGGAACUUCAAACAGUCACUGAAUCACUGGGAUGUAAUGCUACUUUACCACUCUCAUUGCCAGCUAAGUACAACACACCAAUUAACAUAUCUUGCACAUUUCCAGGGAAUAAGAUUUAUACCAUUUUGCAAGAAUAUCAUAAAUCCCGACUUCAAUAUGAUUACAUUGUGAGUAAUCUCGCUGCAGGGUGGCUGUCAGAUUAUAAUGUCAAGCAUGGAUAUGCUAGUCCAUAUCAGGUGGGGAAAAUUCUGAACAUGUUUCAGAAUCUUCUUGCAAAUGUAAGCCAGCAGGCUAAAGUAAUGCAAACUGGGUUGUCAGCAAUGUUUCCUGGCGAGACCAGUUUGGAAUGGUUGGAAGAAUAUGUCAGUCCUAUAAAGAUGAAAGUAAAAGAAGUCUACCAGAAGACAGAAGGCCUCUUGAAGCGGAUGGACUGGUCCAAGAGACCCUUUGUUACUCCAGGAAGCAACCAAUUAGCAACUGCUUUAAUCAAUGAUGGCAUGGAAAUUAAAGGGAAGACAAAUGGAAAUGCACAGCCACGUGUACAAUCCCAUCAACAAGAAUGGCAGCAAGGACAACAACAGCCACUGGGUCAACAACCCAUAGGACAACUCCAAGGAAAGCUGAGCCAGCAGUAUGGACAGCAGCCCCUACAACUGAACCCAAGGCAGCAAGGCCUGCAGUAUGGAGAACAGCAAUCUGUCAGCAAGCAAGGGCAGCAGUUGCAAUAUGGCCAACAGGAAUCACUGUUUAGGCAACAAAGUCAACAUCAAAAUUUAGGGGUGCAAGACCAACAGGGCAGAAGUCAAGUCUCACUGCAGGGAAAUCAGUUUGGACAGCAAGGGCAAGGAGGGGGCCAACAAGGUCUACAAAGAGAGCAGCAACAGUUGGGACAACAAGGACAACAACUGGCACAGCAAGGCCAACAUGAACAAAAGCAAGAGAAAGGCAAAACAACAGAGAUUGUAUCCUCUUCAGUUGGCCUAGCACAGCCAGAGAAACUGCUGAAAAAAACAAAGGAUCAGCAGUUAAUGGAUAAAAUAGCUGAUAAACAGGAACUGAGUGUAGAAGAAACUAUAAAAGCCCAACAAAGAAGCAAAAUGGGUAGUUUUCAGGAGAAUAUGGUUAAAAAAGAUGAAGGCUCUCAUAUUCCAAUGAGAUCACGCCAAAAAAUAAUAGCUAAAUGAAACAUGAAUUUGCUUUUAACUCACCCUUUUCAAUCACUUUUCUAAUUUUGUCACUUAUAAAAAAAGUUCUGUGUCAUUUAAAUAUUGUCUCUAGCUAUUUUUCUGAACAUUAAAAAAAUAUAACAAAACACAUCCAUUUACAUAG